Amphimedon queenslandica is the source of this 3068-nucleotide messenger RNA. RefSeq lists its product as uncharacterized. NCBI's taxonomy places the organism in Eukaryota, Metazoa, Porifera, Demospongiae, Haplosclerida, Niphatidae. Gene Ontology annotation, biological process: regulation of transcription by RNA polymerase II. Gene Ontology annotation, molecular function: RNA polymerase II cis-regulatory region sequence-specific DNA binding; DNA-binding transcription factor activity, RNA polymerase II-specific. The record is from RefSeq and is a predicted model, not a curated record. Gene Ontology annotation, cellular component: RNA polymerase II transcription regulator complex. Bases 237 to 2891 code for a protein of 884 amino acids. The transcript is spliced from 13 exons.
AUAAAUGAAUUUGAUUGGUUGAUUAGAAACCGCGCGCGCUUUAGCUUUACCGGGAAAGAAGAGAUACCAUUACCCGCGCGUUCUUGAUUUUGUAUUGGUUGCCAGGAGAAGAGAAUUAAAAUACUUACCAGUAGGGAGGAUAAGGGACCGACAAGGAGCUAAAAGAAAGGAGCUGUAUUAUACUUUUGAGCUAAUAUUUUUGAAAAUUUCCUACCGGACACGAUACAUCAAUAAUUAUGGAUGGAGUUGAUUCUGGUAUCAAGAUGUUAGUGGAAGCCAUUGCAGAGGCUCAGUCAACAUCAGCUAGGAACACGGGCAUUACAUCAACACCACUCCGUCAAUCAGCACUACCCACUAGUUGUGGGGUUCUGUCUUUAGAGAAGGAAGUUGGAGACAUAAGCAGUAUGUCUACCGGAGGGAGAGGAGAGAAUGGUAAUUAUGACAGUGGAGGUGACUCAAGCAUGAAUAGUGGCUAUAAUGGAGACACUAGUGCUCUACCUGGAGAGUUUAAUAGUCCACCUAAAGCCGGGAAUCAACCAGGUACCCCAUUGACUCCUACAGCUAAUCUUAAGAUGUUGGUAGCUGCAGCUAAUUCAGCUCUUGAGAUGGAGAAUGCAAAUUCAGCAGCAACCAGUGGCUCCUGUCUCAUUGAUAAUCAUUCUGAUAGGGAUGAUGAGGCUUCAUCCAGGAAAAUGAAAUCUCUAGCUUUACUAUGUAAAAGGUUUCUUCAGGUAGCCGAGGACGAGAUAGGCCCUGGUAAGGAGUUCAGUCUUGAGAUGAUUGCUAAUUCCCUUGGAAUCAAUCGUCGUCGCAUCUACGAUAUAAUAAAUGUAAUGGAAGCACUGGAAAUGAUUUCAAAACAAUCCAAGAACUGGUACCAGUGGCAUGGGCAGAGCAACCUUGUUGCUACACUAGCUAAGCUAAAAGCUAUGGCAGUUGAUGAUCCUGAUAUCCAGCCAUAUCUUGAUGUUGAUUUUGAUGCUGUGAAGAGCAGCAACAAAGAGAAUGAGAACGGCAACGAAGAUCCAUCUUCCUCUGCCAAGGGUUCUGUGAAGCUUGUCCUCGAGGAGGAGGAUGAAGAUGAUGAUUCUGAUGUCCCUGCUGCGGCCAGGUCUGUGCGAUAUGAUAAAUCACUUGGAGUUUUGUGUCAGAAAUUUGUUAUGCUGUUUCUCAUAUCAGCUUGUACUGAGAUUACAUUGGAGGAUGCUGGUAAGAUAUUGGUACCAGAUUAUCAUGAUGAUACACUUUAUAUGGCAUUAAACCCUCCAGUCAAUCCUAAAACUAAAGUCAGACGUCUGUAUGACAUUGCUAACAUUCUGUCAAGUAUUGGUCUAAUUAAGAAGAAAGUGUUUGUGGGGCCACAUCACAUAAAGAAGCCAGGCUAUGCCUGGUCUGGCCCUAGUCUAGCUGACAUUGAAGCUAUCUCUGUAUCAAGGAAGAAUGAAUAUAUUCUUAAUAAAGGAAUAAUGAGGAGAUCCAUUAACUCAAGGCCUUAUCUUCAUCAGUAUGAAGUACAGACAGAAGGAGCUCAAACUACUGGUGGAGGAUCGGUUCCAAACUCACCAGCUAAAGGAGCAAGUAAUAAAUUUAAGAGAAGCCUAUCAUUUGGUGCAGUAAGAGGAGGAGGAGGGGUACUAAAGACAGGAGAGAAUAGCAGUACUGCUAGUACUUUAGCUACCAGUACCUCCUCUAGUAGUGAGUCCUGCUCUAAACAACAACCACAACAAUCCACAGUAGUAGCUAGACCCUUAUGUCCCAAGCAGGUUGAUUAUCUUCGUGAGAUGAAAGAGUUUGAGACUGAGAUGCAGAAGCAUUCUCAUCGCUAUCCUCAUGUAGCCACUAUAUUCCACGAGUUUCUACAAAAGUAUCAAGCGACCCUGGAGCUAACAGCAUCAAUCAACGGACGCUUCAUCCUCCCUAAAUCGGCCGGCGAAGGGGGCGGGGCCAGUGGAUCCUCUCCUCCAUUAUCACCUACUCGACUAGUAGCUGAUCAAGAGGAAGAUUCUGUCGCCAUGCAAGAUGUCAAACCGUCUUUAUCAUCAUCUCAGUCACUCAGCGACAGCAUGUCCAUGCCCUCUAUUGUGACCACUUCUAGCCACACACCCACUAAGACUUCUCUCACUGAUGGAGUGUCUGUUGAAACUCUUAUUGCACUGCCUCCUUGCAGGUUUGAGACUGGAGGAGCGGAACAGACUCAGUUUCCACGUCCUCCCUCUUCUUCUUCACAUGGUAGUCUUGUUAAUAAGCAAAGGACUCUAGAGAGACUCACGCAGCAAAGGCCCAACAUACCAGGAGGUGUGGGUGUGGUCUCGUUGCCUAGUAACAGCCAGGGAUUGUUGCCUAGCAGCAAUCCGGCUCUUCCAAGUAUAUCUACGAGUGCCUUUGUCACCAAUCUUGCUAACUCUAUACUUGUUAAUGUCCUUCAUAAUAACAUGAUGGAAGCUGCUGCUGCUGCUACUGCAGUGUCUCAAGGGAAGCAGGGAUUGGCUGGAGAUGAGUUACUAAUGAAACCAGUGGCUCCUAAUGGAGGAGGGGGAGUGAAGGAGGCAUCUUUAUCACAGUCAUCACAAGGUCACUCACCUCUCCAAGCUACACUGAGGGGUUUCUCUCAACAGGUUAAUAAACCUCCUAGUGGAAGUGUGGCUCGAUUGCCUGAACCUCCUCUCACUAACGGGCUAGCCUCUUCAGCCCUCUCCUUCAAUCCUAAUCAUUUAUUGAACUCACAGGCAACUGCCUCUUACAUCUCUCCCAAGUUUAAUACCAGCGGGGCCACUAGUGGUACCGUCUACUGCCAGCCUGCAGCAGCAGUCCUCAGGCUACCUUGUGUUACUAAUAAUAGUAACAAUGAGACUCAAGGUGGGCCGUGUCCUAAACAACGGAGACUCAAUUAGUUUGCAUUCUAGUAAUUUGACAACCCUCUUGUACAUGUGUAGGUCUAGUAUUAUUAUUAUAGGAGUCAUUUUAAUAUUUAGUGCGGCUGGGAAUAAUACAUUAUGACUAUUAUUAUUUAUUAUUAUUGUGUAUUCACUUUUCUUAGGUCUUUUAUUUGUGCUCAUUUAUACACUUUU